This is a messenger RNA of Poecilia latipinna (sailfin molly), 2820 nucleotides long. RefSeq names its product eosinophil peroxidase-like. Lineage: Eukaryota; Metazoa; Chordata; Actinopteri; Cyprinodontiformes; Poeciliidae. The record is from RefSeq and is a predicted model, not a curated record. Gene Ontology annotation, molecular function: peroxidase activity; protein binding; heme binding. The transcript has 13 exons. The coding region runs from base 283 to 2448 and encodes 721 amino acids. Gene Ontology annotation, biological process: response to oxidative stress.
AAAACAAAAGCCAAAAGCAUAUGUGUUGACAGGUAUGUAUUUACUUAAUGUUGAAGUUUUGAAGGAAGGAUGUUGAAAACCAGGAAGAAGGAAGGACUAAAUUAAUUCUUUGUCUAAGUCUUGGCAGGUUUACCAGCAUGUAAUGCUGCGCGAAACGACACACCCAGAUUGUAUAAAAAGAAAGAUAUUGACUGCAAAAGUCAGUAGCUUCUGACACUGCUGGAAGUCCAACGUGAAUGCAGACAGACAACUGAGGACUUGAGGCUCAACUUCAUAGCAGAGAUGAAUAAGUUCCUCUGCCUAUUGGCUGUUGGUUUAACCCUUGGCUUGCAAUGCCAAGUGGAUGCCAAACGCCAUUUGAGCCGCAGUUUCAUCGAAAAAUGUGUGAAAAAGGCUAAAACCAAUGUGGAUGACGCCUAUACGUACUCCCGCCAAGUGAGCCUUGACCGGGUGAGGAGAAAUGCAGCAAGCCCUGCAGACAUCCUGAGAAUGCUGAAGCAGCCCAAUGGACCAUCCAGACAGGCGGUGCGCGCUGCAGACUACAUGGCCAACACUCUGCAUGUGAUUAACCACUACCUGUCCAAACGUCACAAACGCUCCAUCAAUGCCACAGACCUUAUCUCUAAGGGUGAUCUGGAUGUGAUCGCCAAUCUGACAGGCUGCGCUGCUCAAGUCAGAAAUAUUUACUGCCGGGAUCUUCCCAAUAUCAACAAAUAUCGGACGGCAAACAGCAUCUGCAACAACCUUGACAACCCUCGCUGGGGUGCCUCCAACAUCCCGUUCCUCCGCUGGCUGCCUGCUGAGUAUGAAGAUCGCAUCAGUUCUCCUAAAGGCUGGACUCAUGACGUGAAAGUCAACGAUCACCUUCUUCCCUUGGUGAGAGAUGUGUCCAACCGUAUCUUGGCAACAGCUAACUCUGAUGUGGAGAAUGACCCCCUCUACACCCACCUGGUGACAAUCUUUGGCCAGUGGACUGACCAUGACAUCACUUUCACCCCUCACUCUCCCUCCAUCAGGUCAUUUAAUGAUGGCAUUGAUUGUGAAAAGACCUGCGGCAACACAGAGCCAUGCUUCCCCAUAGAGUUUCCCUCAGGUGAUCCUCGCAUUCGGGAUGACUCUGAAGAGUGCAUGCCAUUCUCCCGCUCCGCGCCAGCUUGUGGUUCUGGUAACACCGGACACAUCUUUGGCUCACCCACUGUCCGGCAGCAGAUGAACACUCUGACGGCCUUCAUCGAUGUGGGUCAGGUCUAUGGUUCUGAUGACAGCAAAGCUCGCAGUCUCCGAAACCUCACUACUGAUCAGGGAUUGUUGAGGGUGAAUAAAGACUUUAAAGACAACGUUUCUAUUGUCUCUUCAGGUGGAUUGGACCCGAUCUUGAGAGGGUUGAUUGGUCGUCCGGCCAAGCUGAACACUCAGGACCACAUGUUGACUGACGAGCUGAGAGACAGACUGUUUAAAUUCUCUGUAAAGCUGGCUCUGGAUCUGGGAUCUCUUAACCUGCAGAGAGGAAGAGACCAUGGACUCCCUGGCUACAACAAAUGGCGAGAGUUCUGUGGCCUGUCACAGCCACGGACUCUAAGUGAGUUGGCUGAGGUUCUCAACAACACUGACUUGGCCCAAGGACUGCUGGAUCUUUACGGUACACCUGACAACAUCGAUCCAUGGCUGGCAGGAGUGGCUGAGCCAUUUGUCAGUGGAGGAAGAGUGGGACCUCUGUUUGCCUGUCUGAUUGCUACUCAGUUCCAGAACAUCCGCGAGGGAGACAGGUUUUGGUGGGAGAAUGAAGGUGUCUUCACUGCGGCUCAGAGGCUGGCAAUUAGGGACACAUCUCUUGCCAGAAUCAUCUGUGACAACACUGGGAUCACUGAAGUUCCUGAGAAACCUUUCCAGUACCGACCUCGAGGUUCUGGAUACACCCAGUGUGACGACAUCCCUGCAUUUGACCUCAGUCCAUGGAAGGAGGGUGCUCAAGGUCCAGAUAGUCAACAAGGGGCUCAAGGUCCACCAGGACCCGCAGGGCCGCGCGGUCCGCCAGGACCCCCUGGACCUCCCGGACCUUCAGGCGCAGCAGAGCAUGUCGCCUUCUCUGUUCGCCUUGGUAACAACUUCCCCAAAGCUGGUGCCCCCAUCGCCUUCCAUGAUGUCAUCUACAACGGACAGAGCAGCUAUGACCCCAAGACCGGCUUUUUCACCUGUGAGCACCCAGGUGUCUAUGAGUUUGAGUUCCACUGCAUCAUUUACCAAAACGAAGCCAGUGUGGAUCUGCUUCAUAACGGAAAGCUGAUCCUGCACUCAUUCACCACCCGCCAGAGCGGCUACAUCACAGCCAGUGGCAGCACCUUCAUCAAGCUUGCAAAGGGAGACAGGGUGUGGCUGAUUGCUAACCAUGGUGGCAACGGACUGACCAGUGACAGCUUCUUCUCUGGCCAUCUGCUGUUCACUGAGUAGGAGGGUACUAAAGUAUUUAUUUAGUUUGCACUGUCUGUUUAAAGCAAUUUAAAUGAAGGAGUAAAAGCAUGAUUCAAACAGAGGCAAUAAAAUAAAUUCAUUUUUGUGAAUGAAUAAGAAAUGUGUAGCUUAAGAUGAAAUGGGUACUGUAUUUACUUUGCAUAUCCUUUUAUUUUGGAAAAAAAAAUAACCAAAAUAUUUUUUUGCAUAUUUUUUGGUGUUCUAUGUUCAUGUUAAAUGAAGAAGUAAACAAAGUGCACUGAUAUUGUAAAGUAAAGAACCUGAAGAAUGUAUUCAAAUCAGUUUUAUUUAACCACACAGAUAAAUGUAAUUUAUGGUAUGUUUUAAUUUGCUUGAGUUUCAUUCCUAUAA